This is a messenger RNA of Salvia splendens (bonfire salvia), 776 nucleotides long. Its product is annotated as brassinosteroid-responsive RING protein 1. Bases 94 to 594 code for a protein of 166 amino acids. Gene Ontology annotation, biological process: protein ubiquitination. Gene Ontology annotation, molecular function: ubiquitin protein ligase activity. The record is from RefSeq and is a predicted model, not a curated record. Lineage: Eukaryota; Viridiplantae; Streptophyta; Magnoliopsida; Lamiales; Lamiaceae. The transcript has a single exon.
UUCCACCAUCUCCUCUCUCUCUCGUAGCUUCUCUCUCUGAAAACACAACACACACUAACUGUAACUCUGAAAUUGACAAAUUCCGGUUGAAAAAUGGGGUUUCCAGUUGGAUACACUGACCUAUUUCUCCCGAAAUUGCUAGUAUAUGUGCUAACGGCAUUAGGAUUUGUGCGGAAAUUCGUGUACGCGCUGCUCUCCGUGCUAGGGCUGGGGGAUUUUCUGGAGCCGGAGACGGCGUCGUAUCCAUCGAGCGAGGCGGAGCCGCGGUCGGUGUCGGCGGCGCUGAUCCGCGAGCUGCUUCCGGUGGUGAGGUUCGCGGAUUUGGAGGAGGAUCUGGAUCCGCCGGAGAGCUGCGCGGUGUGCCUGUACGAAUUCGGAGGGGAGGACGAGAUCCGGCAGCUGGCGAACUGCCGGCACAUAUUCCACCGGAGCUGCGUCGACCGGUGGAUGGACCACGAUCAGAAGACGUGCCCGCUCUGCCGAACGCAGUUCAUACCGGAGGAUAUGCAGGAGGCGUUCAACGAGCGCCUCUGGCUCGCCUCCGGCAUCUCCGAUCUCUACGGCGACUACUCUCCGAUCACGGCUGCUUUGUAGGACUAGUUACUUUUUCUUUUUCUCUUUUUUUUUUUUUAAUUUUUAUGGGGGUAAGAUUCGGGAUUUUUGUAAUAUCUUUUCUAGGUUUUCGAUUGGUGGAAGACGGAGAUGGUUGAGGUUUUUUAAUUUGGGAUGUGGAAUGUACAUAUUACUCCUACAUGAAAACAAAAAGGUUGGACAAA